Molecule: messenger RNA, 1092 nt
Organism: Apus apus (common swift)
Lineage: Eukaryota; Metazoa; Chordata; Aves; Apodiformes; Apodidae
Product: partitioning defective 6 homolog alpha-like
Exons: 3
Coding region: 19-1092 (357 amino acids)
Biological process (GO): regulation of cellular localization; centrosome cycle; establishment or maintenance of cell polarity
Cellular component (GO): apical plasma membrane; cell cortex; nucleus
Molecular function (GO): protein kinase C binding
Source: RefSeq, a predicted model, not a curated record
GCGGCCGCGGCCCGCAGCAUGGCCAAGCAUCACCGCACACCGGCGCGUUCCGCCGAGCCCGUCAUCGAGGUCAAGAGCAAGUUCGACGCCGAAUUUCGCCGCUUUGCCAUGAAACGCUCCAACGCUGGCAGCUUCCAGGACUUCUACUGCCUGCUGCAGACAGUGCACCAGAUCCCACGGGUGGACCUGCUCCUGGGCUAUACCGACAUUCAUGGUGACCUCCUGCCCAUCAACAAUGAUGACAACUACCACAAAGCCCUGUCCUCUGCCACCCCCCUCCUCAGGGUCAUCAUCCAGAAGAAGGCAGAGUCCGACGCCAGCGUCUUUGCCUCCAACUCCUUGCAGCGGAAGAAGAAGGGGCUGCUGCGCCCCGCGCACUACCGGGCCAAGCCGCACCUCCUCAUCGGCCUGCCCCAGGACUUCCGCCAGAUCUCCUCCAUCAUCGACGUGGACAUCCUGCCCGAGACCCACCGCCGCGUGCGGCUGCACAAGCACGGCUCCGACAAGCCACUGGGCUUCUACAUCCGCGACGGCGUCAGCGUGCGCGUGGCCCCGCAGGGCGUCGAGAAGGUGCCCGGCAUCUUCAUCUCCCGCCUGGUGAAGGGCGGCUUGGCUGAGAGCACGGGGCUGCUGGCGGUGAGCGACGAAAUCCUGGAGGUCAACGGCAUCGACGUGGCCGGCAAGUCCCUGGACCAGGUGACGGACAUGAUGGUGGCCAACAGCCACAACCUCAUCAUCACUGUCAAGCCGGCCAACCAGCGCAACAACGUCAUCCGCAGCAGCAAGGCCUCGGGCAGCUCAGGCGUGUCCACAGACAGCACCCCCAGCCAGCAGACCCCCAGCCCGGCCUCGCAGUACCUGAGCAACUACAGCACGGCCGAGAGCGACGAGGAGGGCGACCUGGUCAUCGAGAGUGACGGCGCACCCCACUACCUCCCCAGGGGCUGCCCCAACGGGGGCCCCACCAACGGACCCCUCCGGCGCAGCCUGUCCCCUCGCAGCUCGCGGGGCUCCCUGCAGUCCCUUGGCAGCCACGACAGCAGCCCCGGCCGGGGCAGCGGGCGGGAGGAAGGCACCAUCCUCACCUUAUAG